AUGUUCGAGGCUCCACGGAAUUUGACUUUCGUUGACGGUUCCCCAAACAGGGACGACCUGAAUGAGCCCUCGGGAAGCGGGGGGAUCUAUUCCAGAUCCGAUGACCUGGAAAAGCAGGCCCGUUCUCCUUACUCCAACCCUUUGGCUGGGAGCACCAAUGUAUCUAUUGCAGACACCUUGAACGACGAAGCCGAAAGCCCUGCUCCGUCUAAAAGAUCAAAGCUCGGGAAAUAUUUUCUUUCCGAUAUUGAUCGAAACUGGACGGAGGCUAUUCUUAUAUCGUGUGGCUUUGUGAGUGGUCUCAUUGAUGGUCUUUCAUUUACAUUCUGGAGCAGUUUCUCCAGCAUGCAAACAGGAAACAUAAUUAACCUCGCCCUCGGCGUCUGCGGCAACCUACACCACCAAGACAAACUCUGGGUCAAAGCCCUAAUUGCCGUUGGUGCCUUCCUCCUUGGUACCUUCUGCUUCGUCGCCGGCUCCUGGAUGCUCGGUCCCGUGCGCCGCAUAACAAUGAUCUCAUCCUUUGCCCUCCAAACAAUCCUCAUCAUGGCCGCCGCCAUCCUCGCCCACACAGACGCCAUAGGCGAAACACCAUCCGGUGACCCUACUCGCUGGCUACAAGACGUCGCCAUCGCACUACUAGCCUUCCAAGCUGCUGGGCAGAUUCUGGCGUCGAAGUUCUUAGGGUUUCCCGAGAUCAUUACUGUUGCAUUGUCGGCGGUUAUGUGCGAUAUUUUUCUUGAUAAGAAGCUAUUUCAUGGGUGGAGGGAGAACCCGAAGAGGAAUCGGAAGAUGGGCUUCGUGCUUGCGCUGUUCCUUGGGGCUAUGACUGGCGGUGGGAUGGCAAGGCACCAUGGGCUGGCUGCUGGGUUGUGGCUUGCCAUGGCGUUAAAGGGGGCAAUUACGGUGGCGUGGUGUUUGUGGCCUGAGUGUCCGCCGCCUGUGGAGGAGGAAGAGGAGAAGGGGAAGGAGGUGCCCAAUUCCACGUUGUCGUCCUUUUACUCCCCCGUCUCUCCCUCACCUCCAGCGGUGUCUUCCACCGACCUUUCCGGCGCGUUUGACGAGGCCUACGACGUUUACGACCCUGCCACGACCUUCACGACUGAUUCACGACAACGCCAGCAGCAGGCUGCUUCGCGUCCUGCUUCUACUGUUCUUGCUUCUCAAGACCCGCUUCUCCGUCGCUCGUCGAGUGUCGUCUCAGACAGCUCCCGCACGUUACGGAGGUCUCCUCGCUCGUCGGACAUUCACCAGCUGCAGCUCCAGCAGCAGCUACAACAACAGCGUCUGUCCCACCGGAGAGCACUGUCUGUCGAUGCGUCCGGUCACCAUCAGUACAUAGAGCAAUCGAUCCCCGUCUCUGUUUAUCCCGCGCCUCUUGCUCCGACAAGCAGAAACGCAAACGCGCCUCCGCCUCCGCCUCCGCGCCCAGCACUCUCAGAAGCGCAGUCCGAAGACGACUAUUCCGUUAUCGACGACUCCUACGAGCGAUUGGACGACCCCGAUUGGCCUCGCCGAUCUACGCACGUCUCGCCAACUACCGCAUCUGCCGUCCUGUGGACCCUCGAGGAAGCCUUUCGCAAACCAUUUCCCUUUACUACCGAUUGGGACGAAGUGAACUCACCCAUGUCCGACUUGGUUGGUGUAGCCCCCGCGGCCACCGCGCUAGGUGGUGCAGGUGCUGCAAGUCAUGGUCGGGUACAGAAUGGUGCACCCCGCGCCGUGCCGGCCAAUACGAACCCAUCCAGCGGUGUGCGAACACCUACGGAUAUCAUGAGACAGCGUCGGGAACGAGAAGGUCGUCGCAAAGCAGAACAAGAAGCAAGAGAUCGAGAGCAGCAGCAGGAACCGCAGCCGCAGCCGCAAUCCCCUGCGCAACAGCAACCCUACGCUGCUGGCGUUGAUCGAAUGUCGCAACGUCGACCUACUACUUCGGCCGGGACUGGUCACCGUAGGACUGGGAGUCAGCCUGGACCACCUCCGUCGUCUGCUCAGCCGAUUCCUGGUUCGCAACCAAAGCCGCAGCAGCCUGGUGCUACCAAGCCAGCAGAUGCUUCCCAGGAACCUCGCCGUGUGGCUUUCCCGCACGCGUUUGAACGCUGGGAAACAUUGUCCUCCCAUUGGGAAGGGCUGACCGGUUACUGGAUCCGCAAGCUGGAGCAAAACAACGAAGCCUUGGAGCGCGAUCCUUUGAGCCAACAGAUGGCCCGCCAAGUCACAGACCUGUCUGCCGCCGGCGCCAACCUCUUCCACGCGGUGGUAGAACUGCAACGCCUACGAGCCUCCUCCGAGCGCAAAUUUCAACGCUGGUUUUUCGACACCCGCGCCGAACAAGAACGCGCCAAAGAACUCCAAGCCGAACUAGAACGCCAAAUCCAAACCGAGCGCCAGGCCCGUGCAGAAGCAGUCGCCUCCUAUCAAAAAGCCGAAUCCGACAAGAGACGAUUCGACGACUUAGUCAAGGAAAUGCGCCGCGAGCUCCAAAUCUCCAAAGACGAAGCCCGUCGCGCCUGGGAAGAGCUCGGCCGUCGUGAACAAGAAGAACGCGAUCGAACAUCCUCCCUGCGCAACGGCGAACCAACCCUCGUCGGUGGCGUCCAAGUUGUCCCUAUGAUCCCCAGUCGCCAACAACCCAUCAACUACUCAUCGACGGAAGAAAACGAGGACCGCUACGCGCGUGACGCAGCUAUGAAAACGUCUGACACAGGCGAAGCCCAGUACUACGAUGACCAACCAACCUCGCCAACAGGAAGCGACCCUUUCUCUGAAACCGUGCGCAAAACCGAUCCCGCGUCAACAACCCCAGCUUCUCAGCCCCAACCUUCGUACCCGGGCCAUUUUUACCGUCCUGAAAACGCAACCGUCCCAGGCCAUACCCGCGCAACCUCCGACCCCGAGUACGGUCAGAGCGUGGAGGGCAGCGAGCUCGGCGACGAGGAAUACACACACUACCCCCGUGACCCUCAAGGCCGUCCGAUCGUCUACCCAGGAACCAUGUCCGAAGAAAGCGACGACUUCGAUCCAGAAGACAUCGGCCCGGAGGGCAGCUACGUCCCCAGCACUUCUGCCUCUCCUUCCGCACCUACAACCUCUGCGCCGGUGUACAAUUACCCCCCGACAUCUGGAGGCUGGGGCUGGGACUCGGUUACACCCCGUCAUCGCCAUCCCACGCGUCUUAGCGAUGUGAUGGAAGAAGACGAGCCGAGGACGACGCCUAGUCGUGCUAGUCGGAAUAGUCGGAAUAGUCGGGCUAGUCACUAA
Messenger RNA from Aspergillus ruber CBS 135680, 3261 nucleotides. RefSeq lists its product as uncharacterized. The transcript is spliced from 3 exons. The record is from RefSeq and is a predicted model, not a curated record. NCBI's taxonomy places the organism in Eukaryota, Fungi, Ascomycota, Eurotiomycetes, Eurotiales, Aspergillaceae. Bases 1 to 3261 code for a protein of 1086 amino acids.